CGGGCGGGGGAGCCGGCCGGGUGGGCCUGCUUCCCACCAUGGGCGCCGGGCAGAGGGAAAAGCAGAACCUCUCUUCUCUCUGGCUCUCUUGUGGCCUACAGAUCUGAAAGGGCGUUGAAUGGGUUGGGCUUAGAAGCAGAGUAAGCGCGAGUCUCCAAGGAGGGCCGGGUAGUCACUGUGAUUUUGUGGCCCCCGGGAGGGCUUUGCUCCGAUGGCAGAGGUGUGGCGCUAGUAGAAGUGAGCCCUGGAAGAGGCUUAUUGCUCCCGCGAUAGUGCAGCUAAGACACCGGCGUAGGAAAUUCUUUAAUGUCAUAUCUGUGAAGUCAGUGUGAUGUCACAGCGAACCCAUGCUGUAUCAGCGCUAGGGUACAGGGGCUAAAAUAAUCAGGGGAGGUGACUGAUACCCGGUGUGGGAAGCCGUUUAAGAAAAGACAAGAUUAUUCCAAUAUAGGGAUGUUGUAGCCAGAUUUGGGGGAAGGAGGGGGAAGGAAUCGGGUAUGGCAAGGGUAGUGGUGAUGUCACUGUAAGGUUACUUAAGGGACCUGUUCUCUUUAAGGAGAGUAGGUAGGCCGUGAGGUCAUGAUGAUGUCAUAAGUGGGAGACUUCAGGAUUGGUCAAUCUCCUACUGUGCUUCUCUGAAUGCAGUAAGUGAAGGGGGGGCCAUGGCAGAAGAACGGCCCCCCCGGCUAGUGGAUUACUUUGUGGUGGCAGGGUUGGCAGGGAGUGGAGGAGCAGUCCCUGAGGAAACUGGGGGUCCUGAACCGGGGGGCCCCUUGCGCCCACCCCGUCCAGCGGAUCCCAUCACGGAUGUGGCCAUCAUUGCCCGGGCUCUGGGAGAAGAGGUGCCCCAAGGCUACACUUGUAUUCAAACCUCAGCUAGUGGCCACCCCCUAGAGCUCAGUGCUGGACUUCUGGGUGGCUCCCAGCCUACCAUAUGUUACCGCAGAGGGCGAGACAAGCCUCCCCUUGUUGAAUUGGGGGUGUUAUAUGAGGGGAAGGAACAUCCUAAACCAGGUUUCCAGGUGCUGGAGACAACGCCCUAUAGCCACUCUGCCAACUUGGCUCCUCCAGGCCCUGGGCAUCCCCGCACCUACCUCACUUAUCGACGGGCAGCUGAAGGGGCAGGGCUGCAUGCCCUGGGUAUCACUGAUCUCUGUCUGAUCCUGCCCAGCAAAGGCGAGGGAACCCCACACACAUACUGCCGCCUGCCUCGAAAUCUCAAUCCUGGCAUGUGGGGCCCAGCUGUGUACCUGUGCUACAAGGUGGGCCUGGCAAAAGCUAACACGCUGGUCUAUGAGGCAGAACUGCUAGGCCGGUACCCCGAGCAGGACAAUGAGGCAUUCCCACUGCCGGAGUCUGUGCCUGUCUUCUGCCUGCCUAUGGGAGCCACUAUUGAGUGUUGGCCUGCUCAGACCAAAUACCCGGUGCCCGUCUUCUCCACUUUUGUGCUCACAGGUGCAGCUGGUGACAAGGUAUAUGGGGCAGCCCUGCAGUUCUAUGAGGCAUUCCCACGGGCUCGGCUGUCAGAGCGGCAGGCGAGGGCACUGGGGCUGUUGAGUGCAGUGGAACGGGGCCGGGCACUGGGUGGCCGGGCUGUGCGCAGUCGCCGGGCUGUGGCGGUGCUGUCCCGAUGGCCUGCCUUCUCUGCUUUCCAUGCCUUCCUCACCUUCCUUUAUCGAUACUCUGUCUCUGGCCCCCACCGAUUGCCCUUGGAAGCGCACAUCUCCCACUUCAUGCACAAUGUUCCAUUCCCCUCCCCUCAGAGACCCCGUAUCCUGGUACAGAUGUCCCCCUAUGACAACCUGCUCCUCUGUCAACCUGUUUCAUCUCCCCUGCCUUUGAGCGGUGCCAGCUUUUUGCAGCUGCUACAGAGCCUGGGGCCUGAGCUGGCAGUAACUCUGCUGCUUGCCGUUCUGACUGAGCAUAAACUUCUGGUUCACUCUCUCCGGCCUGACCUGCUCACUAGUGUCUGUGAGGCCCUGGUCUCUAUGAUCUUCCCACUGCACUGGCAGUGCCCCUACAUCCCUCUCUGCCCACUGGUGCUGGCAGAUGUGCUGAGUGCCCCUGUACCCUUCAUCGUGGGCAUCCACUCCAGCUACUUCGACCUGCAUGACCCACCUGCCGAUGUCAUCUGCGUUGACCUUGACACCAACACGCUCUUCCAAACAGAAGAAAAGAAGCUGCUCUUGCCCAGAACCCUCCCCCGCCGGCCAUACAAAGUGCUGCUGAACACACUGACCACCCUCCACCAGCAGCUGGACCAGACAUACACGCGGCCUGAAGAGGAGGCAUCUUUGGAGUUUCUGCUGACUGACUAUGAGGCAGUGUGUGGGAGACGGGCACGGCUGGAGCGGGAAGUCCAAGGGGCCUUCCUUCGCUUUAUGGCCUGCCUGCUUAAGGGCUACCGAGCCUUCCUCCGACCACUCACCCAGGCACCCUCUGAGAGUGCUCGUGAUGUGGAAAACCUCUUCUUUCUGCAGGGCUUCCUAAAGUCUCGAGAACGCUCCAGUCAUAAAUUCUAUGCCCAGCUGCUACACACUCAGAUGUUUUCACAGUUUAUUGAGGAAUGCUCCUUUGGCUCUUCCCGACACGCUGCCCUGGAGUUCUUUGACUCAUGUGUUGACAAGGUUCACCCAGAACAGGAAAAGCCAGAACCCGUGCCCUUGGUAGAGCUGGAAGAGCCAUCAGGGAGUGAGCUCACGGUCUUUAUCACUCCUCCUGAGGAGCCCAUAGUGGCAGAAGGCAGUGAGUCUACUCCUCUGUACUGUUACGAUGGGUUCCCUGAGCUUCGAGCCGAACUGUUUGAGUCCCCCCAGGAACAGCCUGGACUCUCUCCUGCACCGGGCCCCUCUCGAAGUGCACCCAGUAGUCCUGCUCCCCGUCGCACCAAACAGGAGAUGAAGGUCGCCCAGCGGGUGGCCCAGAAGUCAGCAGCAGUGCCCGAGCUCUGGGCACGGUGCCUGCUGGGACACUGUUAUGGACUGUGGUUCCUGUGUUUACCUGCCUACGUUCAGUCGUCGUCUUCUCGAGUCCGGGCUCUACACACUGCCUAUCAGGUGCUUCGACAAAUGGAGAGCCGAAAGGUGGUGCUGCCUGAUGAGGUGUGUUACCGUGUGUUAAUGCAGCUUUGUUCACACUACGGAGAGCCUGUGCUGUCUGUACGUGUCAUGCUGGACAUGAGGAGGGCAGGCAUUGUGCCCAACACUAUCACCUAUGGUUACUACAACAAGGCUGUACUAGAAAGCAAGUGGCCCUCCGGCACCACAGGGGGCCGCCUCCGUUGGGCCAAGCUCCGGAAUGUGGUCCUGGGAGCCGCCCAGUUCCGUCAGCCUCUUCGGGAGCGGAGGCAGCAGGAACAGGCAUUGAGGGGGGCAAGAAGUUCCCAGCCAGAGCCCCGCCUGGAGAGGCCCUCCCCGACCCGUCCCCUUCAUCGCCAGACCACCUGGGCAGGGCGAAGCCUUCGGGACCCAGCCUCUCCCACUGGGCGGCUAGUGAAGAGUGGUAGUCUGGGUAGUGCCCGAGGGGCACAGCCCACUGUGGAGGCUGGUGUGGCACACAUGAUAGAGGCCCUGGGUGUCUUAGAACCCCAGGGGUCCCCUUUGUCCUGGCACGAUGGCAGCCUCUCUGAUGUAAGCCUGGCAAGUGAAGAUCCAGCGCCCGGAGGCAGCCCUGGGGGAACAGGCAUGACUCUGAGUGCCCAUUCAGCUGAGGCCCUAGAUGGGCUGGGUGGGCAGGCACCCAAGGCUGGCAAGCGGCAGGAUGCAGUGGGUACUCCCCGAAGGGGAAUAGGUGCCCGUUUGCAGCAGCUGCUCACCCCCUCCCGCCGCAGCCCUGCUUCCCGUGCCCCUCCACCUGAGCUGCCCUCAGACUUGUCCCUCCCAGCCCGCCGGAGUCCUAUGGACAGCCUCCUGCGACCCCGGGAACGUCCAGGAUCCACUGCCUCUGAGAGCUCCACAUCUCUGGGCAGUGAGUGGGAUCUCUCUGAAAAUUCCCUCAGCAGCCUCAGCAUUCAGCGUUCCUCGGAGCGCCUCAGUGACACCCCUGGUCUCUCCCAGCCUCCCCCUGUCGAGAUUCUUCUGUCCAGCUGUUCCCUGUGUAGAGCCUGUGACUCCCUAGUGUAUGAUGAGGAGAUUAUGGCAGGCUGGGCACCUGAUGACUCCAACCUCAACACCACCUGUCCCUUCUGCUCUCGACCUUUCGUGCCCUUGCUUAGCGUCCAGACCCUUGACUCCAGGCCCCGAGACCUUCACAACCCACCCACCUCUGUGGGUGCCGGUAACAAGGACGCUCCCCUGCCUGGGGGCCCUGGCCCGGUCCUUAGUGACCGGCGGCUCUGUCUCGCCCUAGAUGAUUCUUCUGUUUGUAACGGAGACGCUGAGAGCGUCCCACGGAGGGUAGAAGGCGGGGCGUGGGCGUACCUGAGCCCUCUGGUGCUGCGCAAGGAGCUGGAAUCCCUGGUGGAGAACGAGGGCAGCGAGGUGCUAGCGCUGCCGGAGCUCCCCGCCGCCCACCCCAUCCUCUUCUGGAACCUGCUUUGGUACUUCCAGCGGCUCCGGCUGCCCAGCACCCUGCCCGGCCUCAUCCUGGCCGCAGGGGAUGGGGCCCCCUCGGCCCAGGCCCCAUCUCUGCCCUCAGAACCGGCUGCGGUGCAGGUGAGGCUGCUGUGGGACGUGCUGACCCCCGAGCCCGACAGCUGCCCUCCCCUCUAUGUCCUUUGGAAGGCUCACAGCCAGAUCCCCCACAGGGUGGCGUGGCCAGGCACAGCCCCUGCCCCUUUGAGCAGCCUGACUCUGCUGGAGGCCGUGCUUCUCCACGUGGGAUUCAAUGAAGUGCACAAGGCGGUGGCCCUUCUCCUGGACAUGCUGGGCCCCCCGCCCGGGGGCCUGCAUCUGCAGCGAAGCAUCUAUCGGGAGAUCCUGUUCUUGACUAUGGCUGCCCUGGGCAAGGACCAUGUGGAUAUAGCGGCCUUUGACAAGAAAUACAAGGCGGCCUUCAAUAAGCUGGCAAGCAGCUUGGGCAAGGAGGAGCUGCGGCGGCGGCGGGCACAGAUGCCCAGCCCGAAGGCCAUUGAUUGUCGCAAGUGUUUUGGGGCACCUUUGGAAUGCUAGGGCCCCUGGGCUUCUCACCCCAGCUGAGGGGACAGAAGAACUUCUGGGUAACGUCUUCCUCUGCUCCCCAAGUUUGAGGAGUAUGUAGGCAGAAUGCCCAGUCUGUGGGCAUCGACUAGGGCAGGAGAGGUCACUGAUACCAAAAGUCACGCCCCCCCCCUGUUUCUGACCCGCUUUUCUUGUGCUGAUGGGGGAGGAGAGUUGGCACAGCUCUACCUCUCCUGCCCUCCGCAGACCCAGGCGCCUCCCUCAGAGGCACUUCCAGAUCCAUGCCCACAUGUCAUCUUAGAAGUUUUUGUUUUAAAAAACAACUGGAAAGAUAAAGAACUGCUGAGCCUCUGCCUUGGUCCUGGAGGGGUUGUUAAAUGCCUCCCGGGUCAGAAAUGCUCCCCUUCCCACUUGGGCCCAGCCCUGCCUUCCACCUCAACAUCGAUGUUUCAUUUUGUUAUUUAUUCUGGAGCCACAACAGCUGCCUCGAUUUUGGAUUGGUGAGGUGGGGGAAGGGAGCUCCUGGCCCCUGUGGUUGCACCCCCUCCCCCUCAAGAGAAUGAGAACUCAGGGCGCAGAAGCUCGGGUCCCUGCGCUCCCCCACCCCCUGGAAAUGGGGUGUCCUUCCUCCUCUGCCCCUUCUCCCUCCUUCCCAGGGCUUCGGCACCUGCCCCGAGCCCUAAUCUGUGCAAUAACGAUGGUUCUUGAGGUUUUGUUGGAUGUAAAUACAGUAAAAGCUGCUUCUCUUUUCUUUUCUGGCUUCUCCUUCCUGUGUCCAGGGUGGGGAGGGGACUUCUUUCUCCCCAGGUCCAUCCACCUGCCCGUAUUCUCCAUGGGAUCUCUGUCCCUGUCUUUUGGUCAGAAUGGCCUUUUCCUCUUAUGGCAUUCCCUGGUAGAGGGAACCUUUCCCUUCUUGAGAGCAGGGAGGGGAGUAAAUCUGACAUUGCCCAUGGCGGUGCCAGUCUGUGUGGCACUUCCAUCCUUCCCACACAAUCGCCCCCUUGUCACCUCCCCUCCCACUUGGGGCCCUACACAAAGGGACCAUUCUCUGGGGCCUUUGAGCUCGUCCCUAUCCUCUUCCCCCCAAUUCUUACAUUAUGUCCUCCCCCCACUCCUCUAGGACCUUCCCAGGGAUAAUCCUUUUUCUGCUGGUAUUCCCUUUUGUACUUCACCUCCUUUCCCUUUAGGCAUCCACCAUCAAAGCAAUCAGUUGGAUACACUGCACUGGAAAGGAGUGAGCCAGGGAGCACACAAGAAUUCUGCAGUUAGGCUUUAGAAAAAGCUGAAGAUGAGACACAUCUCUGUCAUUUUCUGAAUCCCUUAGGCUCAUGUAGGAGCCCUGCUCCAUCAGCAACCAGCGGCUAUCAGAGCCACAAAACCAAUUACUAAAGUGAGUUAGCCAACAAAACAAAACAAAGUCUUGAGAAAAGUGCGGGGGGUGUGGGGGUAAUGGACAGAAGUGUUAGGAUACAGCCACUCAUGGUAGCCUCCAGACUGGAGAGAGGAAGCAGGAGACCAAUGGGGAAAGCACCCAUAUAUUGUGAUCUUUUCCAAAGUGUACUCUCUCAGGCCCAAGGAGGCUGUUUCCUCGAAUUAGCUUCUGUCAAAGACAGAGAAACUUCACCUCUGAGGGAAGUCCUCACUAUUUAAAAACCCAAACCAAAUCUCCUUUAAAAUUGUAUAUUUUAGCAACAAACAUCUCAAGGUUCAAAGAACUGGAGAAUACUGAACUCUACAAUUCUAAAGAAAAAUGUUACAGUGAUAACAAAAUUGCUAUAUCCCCUUCUGUACUUGUUUUCUAGACAUUUUAAACAAUGUUUUCUCGAUGCCUUUUCCUUUGUUAGUCACUAGUCAUUAACUGGCCUCUUGGAACAAGUCCUCCCUUCUCCUACCCUCUACCUUUUCCCCAAAACUCCUCCAACCAGCCUCCCACAUCCUGAUCCUUUCUUCUUAGGACUUUUAGCUCCUCUUCCCACAGUAUUCCCACAGAGAGCUGGGUGGCACAGUGGUUUAAGUGCUAGGAUUGAAUUUAGGAAGA
This is a messenger RNA of Sarcophilus harrisii (Tasmanian devil), 7134 nucleotides long. It is a transcript of the gene DENND4B, whose product is annotated as DENN domain containing 4B. Gene Ontology annotation, biological process: regulation of Rab protein signal transduction. The coding region runs from base 663 to 5108 and encodes 1481 amino acids. Gene Ontology annotation, cellular component: cytoplasmic vesicle. The record is from RefSeq and is a predicted model, not a curated record. Gene Ontology annotation, molecular function: protein binding. Lineage: Eukaryota; Metazoa; Chordata; Mammalia; Dasyuromorphia; Dasyuridae. The transcript has 28 exons.